UCUAAACACACACCAGAAACUACAAUAUGAUCAGUCUUCGUAUUAUCUGUUUAAUGGCCUCUCUCUUUACAGUUUCUCGUGCAACCAUCUCCUCCUUCAGAUAUAUCGCGAAACUAGAACUCGAUAACAAGAUGUCCAAUGAGGAACUUGUAGGACAACACAAAGCCCAUUCUUUAAGUGAGUGUGCUGCCAUCUGUCAGAGAGAUUGCGGUAUCUUCGGGUACAAUCCUACGCUGAAGAAAUGCCGGACCCACAAGAAGACCUUCACUUCCGGAAUGUCGGACGAAAACGGAUGGCGGUAUUACUUUCCGGAAUUUCUUCCCUCAGAUUGUAAGGCACAUCGUGCCAAUGGUUAUGAUAAAUCGGACGCGUACGAUAUUUACCCAUACGGGAUAAAGUCCAUUCCGGUCAAGGUUCAUUGUAAUAUGGAUAUAAUGGGCGGCGGAUGGACGGCAAUCCAAAAACGAUUUGAUGGAUCCAUCAGCUUUGACAGAAACUGGACAGACUACAAAAAUGGCUUUGGUGAACCGGAACAGGAAGUUUGGAUUGGAAAUGACGUAAUCCAUCAAUUAACAAAAGAAAACACCUCAUCCCUGUAUGUGACCAUAACUCUACAGAAUGGUACAACACUUUAUGAAAUGUACGAUGGAUUCUCUGUCUCCAGUGAAGCUGGAAAAUAUCAACUCUUUCUUGCAGGACCUGCCACGGGAACCUUAGGAGUCAGUAUGUUGGACACCGGUUAUCCUAAUAACUUUGAUCUGUCUGGGAUGUCCUUCAGUACCCCGGACAGAGAUAACGACGGGUAUAGUUAUGGUAACUGUGCUGCUCACUACAGAGGAGGCUGGUGGUACAAUGACUGUCACUCCGCCUUCCUUAACGGUCCCUGGUCCCCGGAGUCCUGGUCCUGGCCAUGGUUUCCCACAGUAGAGAAUGGGACAUCAGUGAAGGGGACCACCGUGAUGAUCAGACGUCAUUAGACGAAAGAUCAUCCAUGGAUUACGGAAACCCCCAAGAGACGAUUUUAAAUUAAUUUUUAUCGCUGAGUUCUUUUUUUUAAUAUUUAACAUCAAGUAACAAACAGUAAAAGAAGGUGGUUGAACGGCUCUGCAAAGCGAUACUGGAUGUAUUCAGUAAAAGAUGUAUUUUAUAUGUGUU
Messenger RNA from Saccostrea cuccullata (small rock oyster), 1155 nucleotides. Its product is annotated as fibroleukin-like. The coding region runs from base 27 to 977 and encodes 316 amino acids. NCBI's taxonomy places the organism in Eukaryota, Metazoa, Mollusca, Bivalvia, Ostreida, Ostreidae. The record is from RefSeq and is a predicted model, not a curated record. The transcript has 6 exons.